Molecule: messenger RNA, 1109 nt
Organism: Trichogramma pretiosum
Lineage: Eukaryota; Metazoa; Arthropoda; Insecta; Hymenoptera; Trichogrammatidae
Product: MDS1 and EVI1 complex locus protein EVI1-like
Exons: 4
Coding region: 153-1109 (318 amino acids)
Biological process (GO): regulation of transcription by RNA polymerase II
Molecular function (GO): RNA polymerase II cis-regulatory region sequence-specific DNA binding; DNA-binding transcription factor activity
Source: RefSeq, a predicted model, not a curated record
UCCUACGGUAAGCAAGUGUUUACGAAUGAUAUUCGUAAAAGUAUAUAAGUGAAAGUAAGGACCGCUGUUGGCAACUCAAGAGAUCUAACUUUGAUUGAUUUCUCAGUGAAUAUCGUAAAAGUUCGCAGUAAAUUACUACAACCAAGCGAGUGAUGGAAAGUAGAAAGGAUUCAGUAAGUGUUAAAGAGGAGCCGUUUGAUAAUUGGACAGAUGUAGGCAACGAUUAUGCUGAUCCAAUGGACUCGUGCAAAGCCGAAAACUUUAAAGAAUCAUCGUUCGAUGAAUUAUCGGCAAAUCACACGUAUAAACCAGUGGCGUUGCAGGAAAGGUCAGAUAAAAAAAUACUUGUAGAUUUCGUGAGCGAUGAUGUAAAACCUGAACUCAAGUCUUCAUCUGCAUCCAUCUGCCAAACUGAAUAUCAAAGUUUUCAACCUAUUGUGAAAUUCGAAAACGAGAUUCAGACCUAUGACAUCAAUGACGAUAUAUACAGCGAUUUUGAGUGCAGGGAUGUUAAACCUGAACUAAAGUCAUCAUCUAAAUUGAUCUGCAAAACUGAGUAUCAAAUUUGUCAACCUAUUGUGAAAUUAGAAAACGAAACUCAGACCCAUAACAACAAUGACGAUAUAUACAUCGAUUUUGAGUGCAGGGAUGUUAAAUCUGAACUAAAGCCCUCAUUGGCAACCACCUGUCAACCCACUGUAAAGAUAGAAAAUCAAAAUCGGGCAAAUAAUUUGAAGAGAAAAAGACUGAUAGUUUUGAUAAACAAAGAAUACGAUUACGAUAAUAACUGUCGAUUCCAAAAAAAAUUUCGAUUGAAGAAGCAUAAUGAAUCGAAAAUAAGAGAAUCGAGUCUAAAAACACACCUCAGCACGACACAAAAAAACAGUAGAUCAUAUGAAUGUGAACUCUGUCAUAAGUCACUUAGGUGCAAGCGUGCUCUAAAUAACCACAUAAAUGCCGUACAUAAUCGCAGCAAACCUUUCGAGUGUGAGAUUUGUCACAAAUUAUUUGGACAAAACGGCAACCUCAAAACUCACAUUAAUGCAGUGGUGCCGAGUGAGUACAAGAGAAAAAAAGUGACGAGUGACAGUGACAGGAGGAUACAGUGA